GUUGAUAUUGCGCUCUCGAAUGACUCUCUCCUUCUCUGUCAAGAGUUUCCCUCUCCGAUUUGAUGCAUCAACUGCAAUGAGAUGAAAGUCUUCAGAAUAUGUAGCGUUUAAGUUUGUGCUUGAUUCCUUCGAGUUCUUCCGUUGCUUGUUUAUGAAUCCUCCUCGGUCGAUUCCGCUCAACCAUAUUUUGUUCUGCGCAGAUGACAUAGAUUGUUCUUGAUGAAACUAUAAUCAUGGAUGUUCCCGACGUUGAAGAAAUACUUUUUUCUCCCACUGAUGCAAAGUUGCAUGGAGAAAUGUACAAGAAACUCGCUGCAAUUUAUUGCCAGGUUAUGUCAAUUUUCCCUUCCUUGGAAGCAGCAAGACCUAGGAGCAAAACUGGUAUUCAGGCUUUAUGUUCAUUGCAUGUAGCUCUUGAGAAGGCCAAGAAUACUCUUCGGCACUGCUCGGAAUCCAGUAAACUCUACUUGGCUAUAACUGGAGAUGCUGUUCUAGCCAAAUUUGAAAAGUCAAGAUGUUCUCUUGAAGUUAGUCUUGUAUGCGUUGAAGAUAUUGUUUCAGAAUCAAUUGGAUUUCAGAUUCAGCAGAUAGUGGACGAACUAAAGAACAUUGUUUUUUUACUUGACCCACUCGAGAAACAAGUUGGUGAUGAUAUCAUUGCAUUACUCCUGCAAGAAAGAAAAUUUGAUGAUUCCAAUGGUCAUAAUGAGCUGGAGCAUUUUCAUCAGGCCGCCACGAAACUGGGAAUUACAUCCUCCAAAGCAGCCCUCACAGAGAGGAGAGCUCUUAAGAGACUCGUAGAACGAGCUCGCUUAGAAGAAGACAAGCGAAAGGAAUCAAUUGUAGCUUACCUUUUGCAUCUCAUGAGGAAGUAUUCUAAGUUAUUUAGAACCGAGUUGUCAGAUGACACUGACUCACAGGGAGGAUCAACUCCUUGUUCUCCUACUGUUCGGUGUUCUCUUGAGGACAAUGGACCUACAGCCAACGGCCGAAUGUUUGAACAUCAGCUCUCAAAGCUCAGUUCUUUCAAUUUCAAGCCAAAUUAUAGGAUAUCAGGGCAAAUGCCUCUUCCACCUGAGGAAUUAAGGUGUCCAAUAUCAUUGCAGCUUAUGUACGACCCUGUCAUAAUUGAUUCCGGGCAAACAUAUGAAAGGAUCUGCAUUGAGAAAUGGUUCAGUGAUGGUCACAAAAUCUGCCCGAAGACUCAAUAUUGGCUCUCCCAUCUGUCCUUGACACCUAAUUACUCUGUCAAAGGUCUUACUGCUAAUUGGUGUGAAUCUAACGGAGUUCCUAUCCCUGACAGUCCGCCAAAGUCGCUUGAUCUGAAUUAUUGGAGGCUUGCACUGUCUGAUUCCGAGUCUGGACAAUCAAGAUCUGUGGACAAAGUUGGCUCUUGCAUGUUGAAGGAAGUUAAGAUAGUUCCUUUGGAGGAAAGUGGAACAAUAAAGGUUGUUGAAGAAAAUGAAGCAGAGGAUAAUACAUACAUGGAGGAAUCAUCUGAUUUUAUUACUCUGGAGAGUUGUGUAAAUUUUAUGACAGUAUUGACCGAAGAGGGCGACUUGAGUAAAAAAUGCAAGGUUGUGGAGCAGAUAAGACUUUUACUCAAGGAUGAUGAUGAAGCUCGAAUUUUGAUGGGAGCCAAUGGCUUUCCUGAAGCACUCAUGGAAUUCCUAACUUUAGCUCUUAUUGAAGAAAACGCCGAUGCUCAGGAAAGUGGAGCCAUGGCUCUCUUCAAUCUUUCUGUCAACAACAACAGAAACAGGGAAAUGAUGAUAGCAGCAGGUGUAAUCUCAUUGUUGGAGAAUAUGAUUUUGAAAUCCAAUUUACAUGGACCUGCAACAGCCUUAUAUUUGAAUCUUUCCUGCCUAGAAGAUGCGAAACCUAUCAUUGGCUCUAGUAGAGCUGUUCCUUUCCUUAUCCAGCUGCUUACUUCUAAUGGUGAAUCCCAAACGAAGCUCGAUGCACUUCACACCCUUUACAACCUCUCGACCACGCCCUCCAUUGUCCCCGUUCUUCUUUCCUCCGCCAUCAUUGAUGGACUUCAAUCCUUUUUUGCAACUCCCAGUGACAACUUAUCGACUCAGACUUCCUUAGCUAUCUUAAUAAACUUAGCUUCAAGCCAGUUGGGGAUAGAAGAAAUAACCUCAGCCCCAGAGCUUAUCAGCGGGUUGGCAGCAAUCGUGGAUGCUGGCGAACGUGCCGAGCAGGAGCAAGCUGUCUCGUGUUUGUUGCUUUUGUGUAGAGGGAGUGAAAAAUGCAGUCAAAUGGUGUUACAGGAAGGAGUGAUUCCUGGAUUAGUGGCGAUUACGGUAAACGGGACGUCGAGAGGGAAGAUAAAAGCUCAGAAGCUUCUGAUGUUGUUUAGGGAGCAGAGGCAAAAGGAUACCGAUCUCGGUCAGCAGCGAGAGCGAGAUGGAAAUAGCAACGCAACCAUGGCUGUUCCAGAGCCAAAAACUCUAUGCAAAUCAGUAUCAAAGAAAAAGAUGGGGAAAGCAUUAAGCUUUUUUGGGAAGAACAAACGGUUUUCACUAUACCAAUGUUGAGCCUUUGGUCCUUGUAAAUUCUGUAUAUUUCUUUUAGGUCCCUCGUGUUAGUUUUUGUUUUCAAAUAGGACCCUAGAAAUGUACAGCUUCCUGUAAGUAAUGAUCUUUGCUUUCCUUUAGUGUAUGAUUAGAACAUGCUUAUGAUGUUAGGACAGAAUUGGUUUUUGGGUUAAAUCAUCAUUUUUGCCUCAGCUGGUGAUUUCAA
Messenger RNA from Cucurbita moschata (crookneck pumpkin), 2748 nucleotides. Its product is annotated as U-box domain-containing protein 45-like. The coding region runs from base 234 to 2543 and encodes 769 amino acids. Gene Ontology annotation, molecular function: ubiquitin-protein transferase activity; protein binding. Gene Ontology annotation, biological process: protein ubiquitination. The transcript is spliced from 6 exons. The record is from RefSeq and is a predicted model, not a curated record. Gene Ontology annotation, cellular component: cytoplasm; nucleus. NCBI's taxonomy places the organism in Eukaryota, Viridiplantae, Streptophyta, Magnoliopsida, Cucurbitales, Cucurbitaceae.